GUCCCACCAUAUUAUUGUUCCCCCGGUCUUCGCAGCAGUUGAAGCUUUAUUUGCCCAGUUUUUAUUCAUUAGUUAAUCUUUUCUUACAGUCGUAACAUAUUAUUUUCCAAUAAUCUCAGAUGUAGCAAUUUAAAGCAAUGUAAAAAAAAAAAAAUGAUGCUCGGCCUGUCUCAGAAACAUGGAUUUAAAAAAUAGAGUUUAAAAUAGAUGGGACCUUUUUAGCUAAAAUUUAGUCUGUCCAAAUUAGAGGCAUCAUGUUUAUCAAACAGCUGCGUAAACCUAUGGAUUUGAUUCAUUAUUAGAGAAUAACUUGGUGGUGAAGGCGCGUAGCGUAACUUACAGUAAAAAUGGAUUCAGACCAGAGGAGAGACAGCCGCAGCUGGGACUGGGACAGCCCGCAGUGCCGAGCCCAGCUGGACGAGGUCUUUUUCCGCCCGCAUGACUACAUCCAGGCCGGCAGCCCGGAGCACAAAGAGUUUUGGGCUUUCUUUGACCGCUUCCAGAGGUUCAAAACAAAGAGGGACAUGUCUGGCUCAGGAGCAAAACAGGACAGAGAAGAGGGUAAAGACAAGAGAAAGACUGGCACUGGAAAGGUAGACCUUGGCCUUCCUAAAGAGUAUGAUGCUCGUUACCGGAUUAAUGUAUCUGUUUGCACCAGAGAUGUCGAGGAGCGCCUCGGGAAGUCAGAGCACAGAGGCAGGCAGAGAUCUUCGGGUCCAGGCAGCCAGGAGAUCUCAGACUGCCGCCUGGCUCUCCUGCAUUUCCUGGACUUCAGCCAGAGGCAGAGUUUUGGAAAGCUGGCCAAGCUUCGCCGGGAGCAAAAGAACCUGCCCAUCUUCCAGUAUCGGGACAGGAUAGUGGAGCUGGUGCGGCGUCACCCUGUGGUUGUGGUGGCAGGGGACACAGGCUGCGGAAAAUCCACACAAGUACCUCAGUAUCUUCUGUCAGCUGGCUUCAGCCACAUAGCCUGCACUCAGCCUCGACGUAUUGCCUGUAUAUCCCUCGCAAAGAGGGUCAGCUUUGAGAGUCUCAAUCAGUACGGCUCAAAGGUAGGUUACCAGAUCCGCUUUGAGACCACCCGGACGCUGGCCACCAAACUGCUGUUCCUGACUGAGGGGCUGCUGCUCCGACAGAUCCAACAGGACAGGACGCUGGCUCAGUAUCAGGUGCUGAUUGUCGACGAGGUCCAUGAGCGACAUCUUCACUGUGACUUUCUUCUUGGGGUCCUGCGUUCUCUGCUGGCCGACAACCCACACCUGCGUCUCAUUCUCAUGUCAGCCACAAUCAACAUCAAGCUUUUCUCUGACUAUUUCAAUAGCGCUCCUGUGCUGCAGGUGCCAGGCAGGUUGUUUCCUAUACAGGUGAUAUACCAGCCCAUUCCACCCGAGGAGCAGUCCUCACGUUCAGAGAAAAUGGAUCCCAGACCAUAUCUGCGCAUCCUGCAGGGCAUCGAUCAACGCUACCCUCCAGAGGAACGCGGCGACCUGCUCAUCUUCCUUAGUGGUGUGGCAGAAAUCUCCACCAUCCAGGAGGCCUGUCAAAUUUAUGCCACACACACACGUCGCUGGAUUGUCUUACCGCUGCACAGCACCCUCUCACUGGCCCAGCAGGAUAAGGUGUUUGACAUUGCUCCUCCAGGGGUGAGAAAGUGCAUCAUCUCGACCAAUAUUGCUGAGACCUCAGUUACAAUAGAUGGAGUGCGCUUUGUUGUAGACUCAGGGAAGGUAAAGGAAAUGAGUUUUGAUCCUAAGGCCAAGAUGCAACGUCUGCAAGAGUUCUGGAUCAGCCGAGCCAGCUCUGAGCAGAGGAAAGGUCGAGCCGGUCGUACAGGUCCAGGAGUGUGUUACCGCCUGUAUGCUGAGUCUGACUACGAUGCUUUCACACCUUAUCCUGUGCCUGAAAUCCACAGAGUUGCUCUGGACUCCCUUAUUCUUCAGAUGAAGAGCAUGUGUCUUGGGGAUCCACUUUCUUUUGUCUUCAUUGAUCCACCUCCAGCUGCUAGUAUCCAGACUGCAGUCACUUAUCUGAAAGAGCAGGGGGCGUUAGACAGUCGUGCUGAGCUGACCUCCAUUGGUAGUUUGCUGGCACAGUUGCCAGUGGAUGUGGUUAUAGGGAAGAUGCUGGUGCUGGGCUGUUUGUUUAACCUGGUGGAGCCUGUAUUGACAGUGGCAGCAGCCCUCAGUGUUCAAUCACCUUUCCUGCGCAGCUCACAGCACAACCCAGACUGUGCCACUGCCCGCCAGCCCCUGCACAGCAACCACGGAGACCCCUUUACCUUACUCAACACCUUCAAUGCCUGGGUGGAGGUGAAGGGAGAGAGAGGUGGUGGCUCAAGGAAAUGGUGCAGGAGGAGAGGCCUGGAGGAGCAGCGACUAUAUGAGAUGGUCAACCUACGCAGGCAGUUCAAGGACUUGCUGAGGAGCCACGGCCUGCUGGAAUCAGAGAGUAGCGCUCCCUCUAGUGGUGACCGCGAGAAGCGUAGGGAGAGGCUUACAGAGAGGAGGAAGCUGCAUCAGCUGAAGAGAGAUCAUGAGCAGCAGGAGAGCAGCAAACGUAAAGUCCUGAGGCUGAAUGAAGGGCAGGAUGGAGAAUUCUCCUCAGGAUCAGACACAGAGGGAGUCAGUAGAGACAAGAGGGACAAGGGGGGAUCAGGACAGAACAUGGACAUACAGGAGGUGAAGUUCAAGUUGCGUCACAAUAUGUCAGAGCUGCAGGACGCAGCCAACGUCAGCCAGGACAUGUCCUCCCGGCAGCAGGCUUUGCUCAAGCUGCUGCUUUGCCGAGGCCUCUUCCCCCAGCUGGCAGUGCCUGAUGAACACAACUCCAACCGCAAGGACUCAGACCAGGUGUUUCAUACAAGGAAUAAGCAGGGAGUGGUGAUCCACCCAACCAGUGUGUUUGCCAGCGACCCAGAGGUGCUACAAGUGCCGGAGGAAGACACCAGAGAAAUGGGGCCUGAUAGGAGGGACAGCAGCAAACACCAGCUGCUAGCCUUUGUCACUCUGUUGGAGACCAACAAGCCAUAUUUGUCCAACUGUGUGCGGGUUCCAGCACUGCAAGCUCUGCUGCUGGUUGCAAAUUCCAUUGACAGUAAUGCUGACUGUACGCGUCUGGUGGUGGACGGCUGGCUGGAGCUGGAGCUGAGGGAGCCGGAGGAGGCCCUGAAGGUGCUGUCCACAGCUCUUACCCUCAGGGCUGAAUGGGAGCGCCUCCUGUUGGCCCAGCUGGGACAGAGCACAGUCAAGGGAGCAGCAGUCCAGGGAGUGUCCCGCAAAACCAUGGAGAAGCUGAGCGAAGGCCUGGUCCGCUUUCUGCUCUACACUGAGGUCAGUUACAGCCUACGGCGACUCACAGCUUUCCAGACCCAGAACCUAUACAUCGGCCCUCAGUCUGAGUCUGAGCUGUCUCAUACCCAAGCUCCAUUUGUAAACUCACUGUUUCCAGGAGUCGAGGUCAAGCCAGACCCGGUUAAGGGAGGCCUGCGUGUCACCAACUUCUUCAACUACAACUGUUUGGCUGACUCAAAGGAUCUCUACAGUGAGUGUUUACGCACUUUUUGGAGCUGUCCUAACUGUGACCUCUACAUGCCUCUGACUCCACUUGAACGCAUGCAGCAUGAGACCUCCUGCAGGCCAGCAGGAGAACAGCAGCAGCCAGAGGAAGAGCCAGAAGGUGGAAAGGCAAGCUCAUCCUCAGUGUCCAGUCUCACCAGAGUUUAUCACUGUGAUGUCUGUGAUGAAGACCUGACCCUCACCUCCACUGAGAUCCUCAAACACAAAAGACAGCACAUGUGUUCUGCCAAGUAACUGCUCACAGCAUCUAAAGGAUGCUACUGUAAUUACACCUUGUGCCUGUUCUGUUUAGGGCAGACUUAAGUUUAGAGAAUUGAGUUGUUAUUACAUUUGUGUCACUGUUCUUCAUCCCUUUUGUACUUGAGGAGCUUUAUUAAAGUGCUUCCCUAGUGGUCACUGGAUGCAUUUGCUUUAGCCCUCUGCAUAGUUGUGUUUCAAUAGGAGAUAUCCACAUUUGUAAAAAUCUACUUAUUUGUUCCAACAUCGAAACAUGUUCAAAGGCUUGAAACAAAUGAACACAUUCAUAGUUGUUUUUCUUUUUCUUUUUUUUUCAAAUUCCUUUGAAAGCAUUAUGGAAUAAUUAUCGAAUACAACUUUCAUACAGUGUUUUGGAAAAGGCACAGUGAGUUAAUGACAUGCAGACGUGAGAGAGAAGUAGACACUGAUUUAAAAUAUAGAGUGAGGGUUUAAUAAUGAUACAAACCCACGAUAUGUAACACCUCAAAGCAGCACAUUGGCACAAAGUCAGAAGUAAGACAGCACGGAAGAUAAAAACCUGUCUCAAAAAAAUAAAGAAUUAGAAUAAAUAUCUCAAUAAAUAAAUAAACAGGUAAUAUCUCAUUAAUUACUUUGAAACUAAUAAAUACGUACAUUUGAAAAUAUGCACAUUGGCAGAAAUCAAUAACCCAAAAAGUAAAUAGUACUUAACACAGAGUUACUUAGAAAUCAUAAGUUAUUGAUUACUCAAAUCAAAAGGCACAUUUAUUAAGAUGUAAGAAUGGGGCCUGCAAUAGUGAUCGCAUGACUGUCAGUACUGUACUCUAACACCAUUUCUGGACCAGAAGUAGCAAACUGUGUGCAAUGGCUUUACUAGUUCUGUAUAUCUGCACCAUCAAGUGAAUGUGUGUGUCUGUGUGUACGCCUAUGCGUUACAGAUUUGUGGGGAUUGUGUGUGUGCAGGACAAAGGGUUAAUUUAGGAUCAGGGAAUGGCAGUCUAGUGACCGACUGAGUUUGUGUUUCCUGCUAUUGUGACAGCAUGUCUUUUUUUUUUUAUUUAAGUGGACCAACACUGUUGGCAGGCUGGCCUAGUAGUGAAGAUGAGCGUCCCAUAACCGAGAGGUCAGGAGUCGUGUUCAUCAGCAGUUGUAUCCCCCGACUCUGAACCCUAAGGUCAACAGUCUACAGCACGCACGUUUAAAUGUCACACCUGUGAGCUAUGUGCUGCUGCUCAAAGACAAGUUUGUGUUCCUAUUUAUCAUUUCUGCUUGAUAUCGAACACAAUAACACUCAAUUCGAACACUUUUUGAUUUAGUUUUUCCUAACGUGAAUGACUGGUACAAAAAUAUUCUUUCAAUACAUUGUUCAUUGCACUUAACUUUUUUUUUCUUUUUUUUUUUUGGUGGCAUCUCAUUCAAAGGCCUAGACACAUCUACAGAUUGGUAAGCGUGGGGUCCUGUUUUGUUUAUCUUUGGGGUUGGGACUGUACGGUCGUUGUGUACAUUAGGUAGAAUAGACUCGCUCAGAGGCCUCAGUUGUAAGCACCUUGACUGAUUCAACAAGUACAGUGGUGGGAUGUGAUGUCAUCUAUGAUUAAUAUUGAAAAUACAUGGAUUGAAAGAUGAAAAAAUAUGUGUAAAGUGAGGGUGUAUAAUGGUCGACACACAUUCUUGAUUUACUUUUUUUUUUUAGAAAACAAAAAUAACCUUGUGUUUGGUUACAAAGGACCAUAAUGAAUCACAUUAUGACUUUUAAGUCUUUGUGGUUGUCAUUGCAACUUCCCUUAACAUUAAUUGUCCCUUUGCAUUUGAUAACCUUUCUUCCACUGUGGUCUACUACCUUAACCAAAAGACAACACUAGUGGUCUCAGAUGCUCAUACUUUCUUGAAGACUGCACUCACUCAUGCUCACUAUCUCCCCUUCCUCUUUUUCAUUUCUUAACCAGGGCUGAGUAACAUCUGAGGUAAAAAUUAGAGGUAAAGGGUGACAUCUGCUCAUCUGACUGAUAAACAGGGCAACAUGAAACGAAUAACUUCCUCAAGAUCUCAUGUUUGUGAAUACGUGAUAGUGUGUGCCACUGGGGGAUUCGGUCAAUAUGUUUUACAUUUAAUAAAAUAUACCAAUUAAAAUUAUAACAAUCAUAUAUAUAAACAUCUUUAGUUUUUUGUGUUUUUCUCUCUAAAUAAAAAAACAGACAUUUGAAACAGUGUACACAUCAUCGUUGCCUCUGACACUCUCUUCUUGUGAUAUAGUCUCUGACUGCUAAUUCUAGAUCAGCCAACCCUCAGUAAAUCCACUAUGAAGGCUCCAGAUGACUCCCACAGAGCCUGGUCUGAGUGUAGUGCACCCUCAGCAGGCAAGGACCAGUGAGGAAGGCCCCGGGUUGAAAAGAGACAGAGCGGAAUGCAGUGGAAGGCCGUGGGGUUUUGGAGGGCCACGUCGGAGGUCUGGGUCUACUGAGAGCACUGUUCCACCUGCUAACUCCAUCUCUUGCUCUCUCCUCUCAAC
This is a messenger RNA of Epinephelus fuscoguttatus (brown-marbled grouper), 6297 nucleotides long. It is a transcript of the gene dhx34, whose product is annotated as DEAH (Asp-Glu-Ala-His) box polypeptide 34. The coding region runs from base 348 to 3806 and encodes 1152 amino acids. The transcript is spliced from 17 exons. Lineage: Eukaryota; Metazoa; Chordata; Actinopteri; Perciformes; Serranidae. The record is from RefSeq and is a predicted model, not a curated record. Gene Ontology annotation, molecular function: ATP binding; RNA binding. Gene Ontology annotation, cellular component: intracellular anatomical structure. Gene Ontology annotation, biological process: nuclear-transcribed mRNA catabolic process, nonsense-mediated decay.